AUGGGGAGAUUGAACCACCACCAUAAGGGUUCUAACAAUUCGCGAUCGUCUCACAAGCGCCAAAGCCGACUUGGCCAUCACAACAGUGAGCAAGCAUCUCGCCAAUUCCUCAAGCUGCUCCCAAGAUUCCAAAAGCGUCCUAAACACCGACUUAGCUCAACUCACAUCCGCGUGGAAUACGACAACUCGGGAAAUGAGGGUGACGAGUUACCCGUAUUCCCGUACGGCCCGCACGUCGUACCCAAGGCACCAGAGGUCGCUUCGCUCGCCUCUUACAUCGUUCCCAACUUCCCGAGGGACGAAUGA
Molecule: messenger RNA, 306 nt
Organism: Colletotrichum godetiae
Lineage: Eukaryota; Fungi; Ascomycota; Sordariomycetes; Glomerellales; Glomerellaceae
Exons: 1
Coding region: 1-306 (101 amino acids)
Source: RefSeq, a predicted model, not a curated record